Molecule: messenger RNA, 2188 nt
Organism: Marasmius oreades (fairy-ring Marasmius)
Lineage: Eukaryota; Fungi; Basidiomycota; Agaricomycetes; Agaricales; Marasmiaceae
Exons: 8
Coding region: 8-2188 (726 amino acids)
Source: RefSeq, a predicted model, not a curated record
UUUGUGAAUGCUACAUCGACUAGCUACCAUGAGUGUCCCCAAAACUCGUAUUUCAACUCUCCCACUGCCCCCCUCAACUCAUCUCAUUACACACAACCUUACCCCGGACCCACACACUCCCUCUCCCAAAGCUUUUAUCAACCAUGUCAUUCCUAACAAUCCAAGUAUCCAACGAAGAGCCAGAUUAAUCUCACCCGAAGCUCAUUUCUCCUAUGUGACCCCAUUCCCAUUACCAUUCCCUUACCACGUCGAGCCUCCAAAGGACGUCAACGAAGAAGAUCUGGACAAAAGCAAGGUCAUCGAACAAUGGUUGAGCGAUCGAGAAGCUAAACAUCCUCGAGAUGACGAUGGAAUCGAGAAUAAACUGAGGCUACACUACCCAAAGAAUCGCGACCAACCAGGAAUACUUAUCGGUCUGUCCGAGACGGGUUUAAGAGACUGCGUACCCCACUUGGAUGUUGGCGAUGCAUUCGCUCAACUUGGUACACCCUCCUUGGUAACUGAACCGGUUUCUGUCAACGGAAAGAUAGAAAAUCCAAUAUCGUCCUCCGAAGACGCAGUUGCUGUUAGACAAGAACUCAUCGACGUCCUCAGUGGUCAUGCUGUCUUAAUGUCUUCCGACUAUCCUGCUGCCGAAGGAGAAGAGGGAGAACAGAAGCGAGGUUUCGUUCCAUGGUCCUUGAGAUACUCCGGACAUCAAUUUGGUUCGUGGGCAGGUCAACUGGGAGAUGGUCGUGCAACAUCCGUUAUGGUCACUCCCCAUCCAAACCAUCCCGAAGAAACCUACGAACUACAGCUCAAAGGAGCGGGACGAACGCCCUACUCACGCUCAGCAGAUGGACUGGCUGUGGUAAGGUCGUCCAUUAGAGAGUUCCUAUGCUCCGAAGCAAUGCACGCCCUUCAAAUCCCCACCACCCGAUCUCUCUCCUUGAUCUCCCUCCCUUCUCUACCCGUCGCUCGGGAACGCAUGGAAACUGCAUGCAUAAUGACCCGCGUAGCACCAUCCUUUAUCCGAAUCGGCAACUUUGAAGCUCUCAACGGACCGAUGCGGAUGAUGUUCUUCGGCGGUGGGCAACAAGAAAGUAACUUGGAAGCGCUAAGAACAUUAGGAGAAUGGGUCGCAAAAAGGGUGUUGGGGUUGACUGUAGCUUUACAGGGAGGUGCUUGGGCUAAACCGUUGUUGAUGGAAGUCGCGAGGAGAAAUGCCGUGAUGGUAGCUGGGUGGCAAGUUUAUGGGUUCAUGCAUGGGGUUAUCAAUACGGAUAAUGUUUCGAUUAUGGGUCUGACUAUCGAUUAUGGUCCAUACGCCUUCAUGGACGUCUUUGAUUCAAUGCAUAUUUGUAAUCAUUCUGACGAUGGGGGUCGAUAUACUUACAGAAACCAACCAUCCAUGAUCAUAUUCGCCCUACGUGCUCUCUUAAACGCACUCUCCCCGCUCAUCGGUGCUGAACUCUCCAACAAAGGAAAACCCAUCCCAACGGACUUCUUCAAAGACGCUUCCGAGGAGCAAAUCGACGAGUGGAAAGCUGCAGCGAUGAAGGAAUGUAAAGACGAAUUAGAAAGAAUGACCCAAGAGGAAAUGAGCAUCGAGUAUGGACGGUUGAUGCGGAAACGUCUUGGACUCCGUCGGCAAGACGAAACAGACGAAAGUCAAUUAUCACGACCGUUAUUGAACAUUUUGGAAAACCAAAAAUUGGAUUUCCAUCGUACCUUCCGGGUUCUUUCUUCCUUCCGGCCGUCCAUGGAGGGUGAAGAGUUGGAUAAAUAUAUUCAAAGUCUGUUAUCGAACAUUUCCGAGCCUUUGAUGGUAGACGAAAUGGACGCUAAACGGGAAUGGAGGGAGUGGUUAGGGAAGUAUAAGGACCGUAUCUUGAGUGAGCAGGAGUUAUGGACCGGGGAGGAAUGGGAGAAGCUGCGAGUAGAAGAGGCGAAGAGGGCGAAUCCGAGGUUUGUAUUGAGGCAGUGGGUGUUGGAGGAGGUGAUUAGAAAGGUGGAGGCUGAUGCGGAGAGUGGGAAAAGGGUUUUGGGGAAAGUGUUACAGAUGGCUUGUAACCCAUUCGAUUCUUGGGGUGCUGAAGGCGACGCCAGAGCAGAGGAGAGUUUGACUGCAGAGGAAAAGGAGGAAAGACGGCUUUGUGGUGUAGGGGAAGCAUCUAUGUUGGGAUUUCAGUGCAGUUGUUCGAGUUGA